UUUGGUGAUUGUUUUUGUCUGAUGUUUUUGUCCCGUUACAGGUCCUCGUAUGGAGUUAUCUGAUGUCCUGGGCUCACCCUGAAAUUGAACCAUGGUCAUUCUGCAACAGGGAGACUAUGUCUGGUUGGACCUCAAAACCGGCCGGGAGUUUGACGUUCCCGUGGGAGCGGUGGUCAAGCUGUGCGACUCGGGACAGAUCCAGGUGCUGGACGACGAGGGCCGGGAGCACUGGAUCUCCCCCCAGAACGCCACCAACAUCAAGCCCAUGCACCCCACCUCCAUCCAGGGAGUGGAGGAUAUGAUCCGCCUGGGGGAUCUCAACGAGGCCGGCAUCCUCCGGAACCUUCUCAUACGCUACAACGAGCGGGUCAUCUAUACAAAUUGUGGUGGACGGACGUACACAGGGUCAAUCCUGGUGGCAGUGAACCCAUACCAGUUGCUGCCCAUCUACACGCCAGAUCACAUCCGCCUGUACACCAACAAGAAGAUAGGAGAGAUGCCUCCGCACAUCUUCGCUAUAGCAGACAACUGCUACUUCAACAUGCAGAGGAACAACAAGGAUCAGUGCUGCAUCAUCAGCGGCGAGUCAGGAGCUGGGAAGACUGAAAGCACCAAGCUGAUCCUCCAGUUCCUUGCUGCCAUCAGCGGGCAGCACUCAUGGAUAGAGCAGCAGGUGCUGGAGGCCAACCCCAUCCUGGAAGUCCACUAA
Osmerus eperlanus (European smelt) is the source of this 709-nucleotide messenger RNA. Its product is annotated as unconventional myosin-VIIa-like. Gene Ontology annotation, cellular component: myosin complex. The record is from RefSeq and is a predicted model, not a curated record. NCBI's taxonomy places the organism in Eukaryota, Metazoa, Chordata, Actinopteri, Osmeriformes, Osmeridae. Bases 92 to 709 code for a protein of 205 amino acids. Gene Ontology annotation, molecular function: ATP binding; cytoskeletal motor activity. The transcript is spliced from 7 exons.